Molecule: messenger RNA, 1392 nt
Organism: Metarhizium album ARSEF 1941
Lineage: Eukaryota; Fungi; Ascomycota; Sordariomycetes; Hypocreales; Clavicipitaceae
Product: tafazzin
Exons: 2
Coding region: 1-1392 (463 amino acids)
Source: RefSeq, a predicted model, not a curated record
AUGCCUAAGAAACGAAACAGCAUAAAGUCUUUCAAGCCAUAUCCUGCGGCAUCGACGAGCAGUUCAUCGUCUCCUUCUGGUUUCGGUGGCGAUAAAGCCCCCAGAGAUGUGAACCAACUCCUUGCAACCCUGCGAGACGCUGGUGCAGGACCAUCCUCCUCGCCAUCUCUGUCGGAGACCUUGCCUAGCAUUCCACCUUCCAUCAGAGAGAUUCUCCAGAUCCCUGAGACGCCAUCACCCGCUCCACGGCGACCUUGUCGUCAAAGAUAUGACAGCCAAGGCCGCAGACUGCCCGCUGGUCCAGCGCCGCCCCGCAGCUGGUUAUCAGGAGGGCGUGAUGACGGUGACUUCUCAAACUCGCUCGCCCGUUCUCUGCGCGUGAGCUAUUCUGGCUUCGAUAGAUGCACGUUGCCAGGGGCGCCGCUGCCACAGCCCGGGAGUCUGAUUGACCUUGUUCUCAGGCGUCUGGCUGUAGACUGGGACUUUCAUCGCGUUUUUAACCAGUAUCACCUGUAUUUUGUGCCUAGUCAUCUCAAGCCGGCUCUGAUUCGGUAUAUAGGCGUCGCUUCAAAUACCGGUGUAUCGAUAUCUGACCUGAAGACCAUUCUACUACCUCCCGAGGAGGUCUACUCCGAUGAAAAGUUUGACCACGUAUCCAGGGCAAACACGGAAAUUACCUGCCUUGACCUCUCCGCCUCUGUCGGCAGGUCUUUGAAACUGAAAGACGUGACCAGCAUCCUCUUCAAUGCGGUCGGAUCCCAAACUACUGACGAACCUCAAGAGUCUUGGGAAACUGUCGACACCAACCCGAGCCCGCCGCGCCUCUUGCUGCCCAACUUGACGCAUCUGUCGCUGGCACUGGAUCCCAGGGGCACAAGAGACGCCCCGUGGAAGGAACUUCUGUCAUUAUCAUCAAGGUUGCCCGCAGUCACACACCUGAGUCUUGCGUACUGGCCAGAGCCUUGCUUGGCUCCACGGGCAAAGUUUUCCACCAUUUCUUCGCCUCAAGGGCGUAAUAUAUCGUAUGGCGGCACAAAUUAUUAUUCUCAUUCGCUGGACCAUGAUUGGACCGAGGCCCUUCUUGUGCUGAGAAUGCUUAGCAACAAUUUCUACAGGUUGGAGUUUCUAGAUCUCACUGGAUGUGCAACGUGGUUCAAGGCGCUUCGGUUGAAAGACGGCCAUGAUUAUGUCGAUUGGUCUGGCUCCUGGGGCAGACUAACGGUUCUGCGACUUUACACAGGGUGGGAGCUUGGUAUGGAUGCCAUGGCAUCAGAUAAAGCAGCAUACAAGUCAGCCAUUGACACUGCAAAGCGCGUUGAGAAACAUAUUGUAGCAAUGAGGGCCGGCAAGGGGCGUUUCAUCACUGUCGAGAGAGAUAGCAUAGAUGGCUAG